Messenger RNA from Vicia faba (fava bean), 663 nucleotides. The record is from the annotation of a GenBank genome assembly. NCBI's taxonomy places the organism in Eukaryota, Viridiplantae, Streptophyta, Magnoliopsida, Fabales, Fabaceae.
AUGGGUUCUGAGGGAAAUCAACAUAGCAGCAUACCAAGGCUUCCUUUGUUCUCUACUCCAUCAGCAAUGCAGAUGAAGUCGUCGUCUCCCGAGAGAUCGGGGACGGUGACUCCACCGCUGCAAACCUCAGGUUCAGUACCGUUUCGAUGGGAGCAAGAACCUGGAAAACCAAAGAUAUGUAAUGCACUUGUCACCUACGUCAAUCCAACUGACAAGAGUUUGGAGCUUCCUCCAAGGUUGUUAGCGUUACCUUCACCCACCUUCUUGCAGCAGGGUCCUUAUGUAACCAGCAACAGGUUCCAGUCACCGUCUUUUAGAAUAGAAAACAACACCAAUUGCUAUGGUUCUUCUGGUACUAAGAAUAUUCUUCUCAAAGGAGACAGUGGUUGGUUUGGUUCAUGGAGAAAAAAUGUCAAAAGAGAUCAGGUCACUGGGGGUAGUCAUGUCUUUCCAUCUUCUUCUACUGGCAUUGCAGAGACUCCUGUCACUCACAACAACAAGAUGAUGAAACGUUCUGGGAGUUCUUCCAGCUUCUCUCAUCAUGGAAAGGCUCGUGUCUGGACAAGCAUUCGUGAGGGGAUGAAGCAGGUGGUUACACUUCAAUGGAGGGAAAAAAAGCAGAAGAAGAAGAAGAAGAAAGAUGGAAGUAGCCUUAAGCAUUGA